Cadophora gregata is the source of this 1357-nucleotide messenger RNA. RefSeq lists its product as uncharacterized. The record is from RefSeq and is a predicted model, not a curated record. The coding region runs from base 299 to 1117 and encodes 272 amino acids. The transcript has 2 exons. NCBI's taxonomy places the organism in Eukaryota, Fungi, Ascomycota, Leotiomycetes, Helotiales, Ploettnerulaceae.
CUGCAAGAAAGCAUUGAUUAACCACAUCACUUUAAAUUGAUACCCAGAGGAAAUUGGGAGCGAAAUAAACAGUCAACCAAACACAAAACUUUUGAAAUCGAGGUCCAGACCUACGGGUAGGGCUGCAAAAUUUUAUGGGCCGUCCCACUCCUUAGCUAGGGAUAUCCACUUUCAUUUCGACGGUGGUGUUCCCACCACGAACCUAUAUCAGAACCACCAUCAUUUCCUCGACAUCUUUUGAAGAACAAUUCCAAUUCACAAGCUUUGAGUCAUUCACCCGUGGAUCGCGAACGAAAGUAUGGACUCCUCAGCAGAGAACAGCAAGGAUACCAGCAAGAGGGCGUCUCUCAGCUCCCUCCCACUGCCAGCCUCUCAGUCAAAACCCACAAAAAAUGCCGAAUACCUUUCAACUCUUGUCUCAAAAGACCAUUCUGAUAUUCCCAUGAUACUGUGCUGUCUCGUGUCCGGUCUUUGCGAUAGUAGUUCAUACAAUGCAUGGAGUUGCUUUGUCAGCAUGCAGACUGGAAACACAAUCUUCCUAGCUCUCGGUGCAGCAAAUCUUCCUGUCGGCCAUCCUUACGGCUGGGCAAAAUCCCUCAUCUCAAUUGUCGCCUUCAAUCUAGGUUGCAAUUUUUUCGCCACAGUCUUCAAAACCCUGGAUCGCGGGCACCUCUCCCUGUCUUUCGCAUUUCAAGCAACAUGCAUUUUCAUUGCUGCAAUCCUCGUUCAAACAAAUGUUGUACCUCCAGCACAUACGGAUUCAGCCGGUCACAUCGCUGAUGUGAACUUUCUCGAACUGAUCCCGCUGAUCUUCCUCGCAUUCCAAAGUGGGGGCCAAAUCGUGACCUCCAGGUUGCUUGGCUUGAAUGAGAUCCCGACAACGGUUCUGACGAGUGUGUACUGUGACCUGUUUUCAGACCCGAAUAUUCUGAAGAAAUCAAAUGUGAAGCGAGACCGAAGAGCUGCGAGUGUGGUGUUUUUGCUUGUUGGUGGGUUGGCAGGGGGCUGGAUCAGUCGGACGGCGGGCUUGUCUGUGGUGUUUUGGAUUGCAGGUGGAAUCAAGGCUGUGUUAGCUGUUGCGUGGAUAUUCUGGAAGGAGAAGGAGACGUUGGCUUGAGGGCGACUUGGUUUUUGCAAUCAGUUUCUGGGAAGGGAAUUACCGCAGGAGUUGUGGUCACAGAUCAUGGGUGAGGAUAAAACAAAUACCAUUUAGAUAAGAACCAUAGAAUUAGAUCAGACGAAGAUUGGGGAUUGUAGAAUAGAUCAAUCAGAAAGAGACAUCAGAUAGAGCCCACCAAAAGUAUAAUCAGACUUCACAUUUCAGCAGCCGGUGCACCAACUUGGCCACACACGAAGG